Messenger RNA from Stomoxys calcitrans (stable fly), 602 nucleotides. RefSeq names its product probable salivary secreted peptide. NCBI's taxonomy places the organism in Eukaryota, Metazoa, Arthropoda, Insecta, Diptera, Muscidae. The record is from RefSeq and is a predicted model, not a curated record. The transcript has 2 exons. The coding region runs from base 104 to 496 and encodes 130 amino acids.
UGCGACAACUGCUCACUCACUGCUACUGGUAGACCAAGCAAAGACUAUAUGAAAUCUUUAUAAAAUCAAUAUUCAGUCUUGCGAUUAAAUUGAGUGCUAGAAAAUGUUACGGAUUUCCCCUAUACUAGUCAUUGUACUAUUGGGCUUAUUGGCAAACGACACUGUUUCGGCGGCUAAAAGUGUCAACGAUAAAAGCCAUCAUGUAACCUUUGGUGCCCAAGGGCCAAGAGAAGUGCAUUUGGGACGGUUUACGGCAAUGGAGAAAUUUAAACCCAUGCAAAUAGUGGAAGGGAAAUUCAUUUACAGUGUAAAGCCCAAUGAUUUACACUAUGACCGCACCAUUACCCGCAUUGUAGUCACCGAUCAAUAUGACAAUGGCAACGGAGGCUAUGCCACCCUUAAGGAUGGGGGUCCCAGCACUAACUAUGCGGUCAUUCAGUUCAAAUCUCAACGCAAUCAUGGCUAUAAUUUUAUUAUUGACAUAUAUGGCAUAUAAAUAUUUGAAAUUGAUUUCGCCAAAAAGCCAAACGAUAACAAAAAAUGUUAGGAUUAAAAAAAAAAAAUAUUAAAUAUAUUUAAUUAAACAUUUUUUCUAUGCAUUA